Xiphophorus couchianus (Monterrey platyfish) is the source of this 5758-nucleotide messenger RNA. RefSeq names its product zinc finger protein 638-like. The transcript has 29 exons. Gene Ontology annotation, cellular component: nucleus. Gene Ontology annotation, molecular function: zinc ion binding; nucleic acid binding. The record is from RefSeq and is a predicted model, not a curated record. Bases 407 to 5521 code for a protein of 1704 amino acids. NCBI's taxonomy places the organism in Eukaryota, Metazoa, Chordata, Actinopteri, Cyprinodontiformes, Poeciliidae.
UGGCUAAAUAGGGUCGCCAUUUCUAAGCUGGCUCAUCUACUAACAGUUGAUAAUUUAUGUUUAAAAAAAAAAAAAAAAAAAAAAGUGACAAACUGGUUAAUUUUGUAUAAGUAAGCUGAAAGAAAGCCAACUAAAGCGCCGUGGCUGCUGGAGCAUUUGGUACAAGGAAGAUUUGGUCAUUUGUUUCCUGUUGUAUCUGGUAGCUUUGCACAACUGUGCUGUGGAUAGCAAGGCUAUCAGUUUAACACCAAACAUUGUAACAACGCCAAGCUAUGACACAAUAAUGUUUUCACUUCUCUAACCAUCAGCCUUCAUUCCUUUUCUGAUAUUUAUAACAUCCACACUGGGAAGCACAGAUUUGAAAUCUUUAAAAGUAGAAACACUUGUUUCUAAAACAUCAAAAAAGAUGCUUUCUUCUUCAAAUUGCUCUUCUUCUCAAGGACCUUCAGACUUUGAUAUGGAUGAAUCUGGUUCUUCCACAAUGAAUUCAUCACAUUUUACAGAUGAAACUAAAAGUAUAAGUGAUAUUAGAGUCGAUGUCAGCAGGAAACAAGACAACAAUGACAAAGCUGGGACAGAGCAACCCUAUCCUUUCCCCGAUAGCCCAGAGAAUAUUCUGGAACUGGCCACUAAGAUCCUCCAACGGUUUGGGCUUGAAAAAGAAGAUUUGGAAAGUCUUCUCUCCUACCCUGAAGACCAGGUCACUGUAACAAAUCUGCCUGCCAUCUUGGAGCAAAUCUGCAUUAUGAAGAAAAAGAAAAUAACUGAUGGUUCAAACUUUCCACGUGUCACAAGCACAACUGGAUUUGACCAUUUUAGUUGUUCAGAAGGUGAACAGAUUCACAGAGUCGAUCAAAAUUUUGGAUUUGAUGGAGUUUUGGAAGAAACCAGUAAAAGGAGGAGCUCAGCAGAGGUGAAAAACUGGGAUUCACAUGUUCAGAAAAGCUCUUCCACCAGUUCUAGCUCAGUCAGGACCUUUGUGGACCAUCCACCCAAUAAUUCGAAUAACCUGCAGACCCAACCAAGUCGUAGUUUACAGUCCAUUCUCUCCUUGUUUCCUCUGGUGAUGCAAGAAACCGGUAGAAGUUCUGCCAACUCUGAAGGAUCUGAACCAAAAUCCAACUGGAGUUCAACACCUGAAAUGAAACAAAUUGCUGAAAUUAAGCAAUUUAUUUCAAUACCUAAAGACGAAGAACCUGGCCAGGCCAUUAAUGACAUGUGCAAAAAUGAGAGUAAAGCUAACGGACAAGUUAUAAUUGCUGUUGAAACGAAGAAGAAUCAAAAAUCAAACCAGAAGUACGAGAAGACACAAAGUUACUCUGAUUUAAAUCCAGCUUCUCCUCCAUCCAUGAGGCCAACGUGUCUGCCUGAGGCAGCUUCCACCCAGUGGCUGCUGCAGCCUUCAGGCAGAGCGUUCCUACCUGAUCCAACUGGUUUCAAUGGUCUGCCUCCACAAGCCAUGAUGGAGGAUUACACUGCUGCCAAACCAAGGUCGUUCCCACACACCUGUUCUCUCUGCAGCACCGUGUGCGUUAAUUUUAAGGAGUGGAUCAUCCACCAGAAUAUCAGCUUUCAUAUCGAGGCCUGCAUUCUCUUCCGCAAAACAUACCCAAACUGGGAUUGUAGAGUACCGCUGUUUGAGAGUUUUCCUUAUAAAGACCCCUCCACCUCUGCUCAGGCAUUCCAGCGUUACGAUCACAGAGUUGGGUCUGAGAGCCGGUCCAGAUCCAGAUCCAUCAGUUCAUACAGACUGGAGAAUAAAUGUUACAGAUCCAGGAGCAGUUCCUGCUCUCCAGGUCCUCAUUUCCGCGGUGCUUUGAUGAAUAGAAGCAAACCAGAGGAGUGGGAGGAUCCAAACACUCACAGAUCUCUCUCACCACCUUCGACGUGGCGUGACCGCUCGGAUUCGAGGAGCCAUCGGAGGCGAUCUUCAUCCGGGAGGAGCAAGAAGAAAAAGUCUUCAUCCGACCAGAGACGCAAGAGACCAACAAGGUCAUCCAGUAAACGGCUGAGGUCGAGCAGAGUAGAGCAGCUGACCAAAAAGCUGCUGAGAACAUCAGCUGUCCAGUCGCUUAUGAAGAAAUCGCAACUUAAAUCUGUGGUCAGAACUCUGGUUCCCAUCAUCUUGGCUGAACUCAGGAAACUGAAAUCCUCUUCUUCUCAUUCAUCAAAAAAGAAAUUGGAUUCAAAUUUUUCCAAAGUGAAAUCUGACCUUCAGAUCAGUGAACCUGGUUUGUCCAGAAAGCCUCAGGACGAUGCACCAAAAGAGAAAAGGAUGAAGAGCCUCGAUAUUCAAGGAACAUCAGCCACUGUGGUUAAAGAAAAGGAGAAGCAAUUAUCUGUGGAUCCAAAAGUCUUCAGAAGACGACCAACCAAACCUGUGUCCAGCACUGAUCUGGCUCUACAUUCAACUAGAAAUAAUGCAUCUUUACCAAAAAGAAGGAUGACAACAAGCAGACGCAUUUCAAAAGCAAAAGCUUUGGUUUCCAAAGCAAGAAUUAUCCUAAACCGGCCGUUUGUCAGAUCUCUAAAAGUAGGAACUGUUAAAUUUGAGGUGAAAAAACAAGUUUCAAAGCGUCUAGGAGCUACAAAGUUGAUGUUUACAAAGAAGAAAGUGGCUGGUAGUGACUCCAAAAAACCACAAAAAGAGUUUAAACAAUCUCUGAAGGGACUGGAAGAGAGAACUACAGAAGAAACGAGACAAAAACCUAAAAUUAGAGUAGAACAUCUACAGGAAGAUGUGAGCAAAGAAGAAAUGAAAGAAAAUGAAGAUCUUAUGGAGAUGGAAAACCUGGAAACUCUUCAGACCAAAGAGUUUGAAGAUGCUGAAGCUCUGAAACAUCUGGAAAUAAGAUCAGCAGAUUGUGUGGAGGUUAAAACUACAACUACAGUCAAACUACAGAGGAAUUCAUCCAGUAAACCAGCAGAGAGUUGCGCAUCAAGCUGCUCCGUUUUUACACCAGGACCAGCUGAUCCGCCUCAGACUGAACAGAAUCUCCUCAAAGCUCCAAUGCCUUCAGUUGGUUCAUCGUCACAGAGUCAGAGUGAAAAUCAGAUUUCCUCCUCACGUCAGAGGACUGAGGCUGACGCUUUGGAAACAGGAAGUUCACCUGAUUUCAAGAAACGGCAGAAAAGAAAGAAGAGAAAAACAAAGAAAAAAGCAGUAUCUCAACGUAAUCCGUCUGGAGGAACUCCAGCUACCAAAACGAGUCGUUCAGCUGCCGUCCCGACCUUCAAAGAAAACCUGGUGAAAUGUCUGAGUGAAAAACAAAUUGAUUGUUUAAGCAGGAGAACCAUUAUGUCUCCGAAGCUGGUUUGCCUCGAUGCGAAGGUGCUGCUCAUAACAAACCUGCCCAGGUAUUUCGACGGCUGCUACAGAGAGGAUGACGUUGCUGAUCUGCUGCGCCCGUUUGGUUUCAUCUUUAAGGGGAGCAACAUCUACGUUAUUCCUGAAAAGUGCAUGGCGUUUGCCCUGAUGCCGUCUGUGAAAAGUGUUCAAAACAUCGUGGCUUAUUUCCACCAGAACCACAUAGUUUUCAAAGGAUCUAAACUGUCAGUCGGAGUUGUUCACAACAUGGUUUCCAUGACGCCAUUUGGCUUUUAUUCAUUUCUGAUCAAAAGGACCCAUUCGAAACUGAAGGACGAUGGAGGAAGUUUGAUCUUCAUCCACAACAUCUCCCAGAGCGAAGCCGGCGCUCUGAGGGAAACUCUGAUAAAAUUCGGCUCUGUGAGACGAUACCUGCCUCUUCUCAACAAGGUGUUUGUUGAAUUUAAAAACAGACAAGAGGCGGACAUGUUGGGAGUUUGGUACAGCCUGCUGAAGCGCUCUCCAGCUCAUCAUGUCUUCAGGAUGAAAAUACCUCAAAUCAACAGUCUUUCUCCACCACCAACAGUGCCAAGCAGAGCUUUGCCAGAUGUUAGUGAAGCUGUCGAUGGCGCCGUCGUCCCAACUAUAAAACAUGGCGUUCCUCAGGGCAGCACUCCUCCGUUCUGGAUCACCAUGACAACCAGCCCUUUAGUGUUUCCCACUUUCUGUCCCUGGUUCAACAUCCCAGAUUAUCUGACAGUCAGUCUGAACGGUUUAAAGAAAACCAUCAGCCAGGCCUCAAAGUUCUGCACUGUCAUGCUAACGGGUUUGCCUGAGAGAAACUACACCCACCAGGACGUCGCUAAGCUAGUGUGGAAACAUUUCCCCAAACAGAAUCUGCAGACUCUGUUCUACAACGUGGUGGUUUUACCGCUGCAGAGGAGGGCCUUUGUGUUUUUCAGCAGCUGGGACGGAUGCAGUGAUUUUGUCGGAAAUCACAUCAUAAAUCCAGUUUUUGUUAAAGGCUCCAGGCUCAGUGUUCACCUGGUGUUGGAGGACAUGCAGCCCGGAUUCAGUGAGGAGACGAUGUACCGAUCUGUGAUGAAGUGGAGCAACGCUCACGUUUCUCAGCUCCGGCCUCUGGACGAGCGGCUGCUCUGCGUGGAGAUCUCUGAACCUACAACUCACCUUGUCAUGAUGGUCAUGAAAAAAGUGGCAACCGUUGCUCCUUUCGUCAACUUCCUGCCGCUGGCUAACAGGAUUGUGAUUGAAAUGGCUGAACCAAGUGGCGUAACAGCAGCUGUUCUCCAAAUCUCACUGAACUCCUCACCAGAACACCAACUGUGGAGCAAAGUGAAACGUAUUGAACCUUUAAAGAGUCUGAAUCGGCGUCUUCGAGACUCAAGAGAAGCUGUGAUAAACCUUGAAUCGGACUCAUCGAUAAAACCAGCUGCUACAUCAAAAUCCAAACCAGACAAGAGAAACCUUCGUUCAGAACCAGAAACGCCAUCAGAGAAUCUUUCUCCAAAGAGGAGGAAGCUGGAGCUGAGUGACCAAUCCCAGAUACUUUACAAUAAAACUGAAGAUGAAACAACCCAGAAAAAACGUCAGGAAGACCUUCAGGUCCAUGUCAGUUCAACUGAAUAUCAGACCAAAAACAAGACUAAAGUCCAGAAACCAGAAAGUCUCUCCAAGCUUCUGUCUGAAGACUUUAAACUUCACCAAACGAUGGACUCAAUGGAGGAUCAACCAGAAACUAACAAAGAAAGCAUCGCUGUCGCAACCAGAACCAAACCUCCUAAAGAUGAAGAAAUGGUUCACGAGACACAAAGGUUGAGUUUUCCUGAACGACGACGAGCUGGAAACAUUUCCUAUCAGAAAGCGACUGAAGACGAUGAAGAGGAGGAAAGACCAGCAAAUGAAACGAGAAAGCUCCCAAAGUCGUCUUUGAAAGUUCUCAGGAAUCUGGAUGAAGUGAAAGAGGAAGACGAUGCGACGGAGGAAGAGUUGAGGGAAGGUUUAUGGAGGGAAAACCUUCAGGAUGAGGAUGAGGAAAACUCAGCCGGUGAGUUUGUGGAGCCCAUAUUGGGUUUUUUCUGCUCCAUUUGUUCGGUUUUCUUCCUGGACGAGGAUGCAGCCGAGGAUUCGCACUGCUGCAGCCGCUCUCACCUCCGCAACCUGCAGAUUUAUUACCAGAAACUUUUACAACAUUAAUCUGAGGAACGAUGUGAAGUCAGAAAUCCAACCCUGGGAAUUUUCUGAAGGUUCCUGCUGGAGCUCCUGGUUGUCGUAGUGGGUCCUGCUGCAGCAGUGCAGGUCUUUAUCAGCGCCUUCGUUGAGGUAGAAAACCGAGCAAAGGUUACAGAAAUACGCCAGUUUCUGGACCGUGAACUCCUGACCUGAAUCAGCAAAAAAAGAACAUAAAAAAACAUUAAAAUUUUCAAAAAGAAA